Molecule: messenger RNA, 14175 nt
Organism: Porites lobata
Lineage: Eukaryota; Metazoa; Cnidaria; Anthozoa; Scleractinia; Poritidae
Source: the annotation of a GenBank genome assembly
CUAAUUUAUUAACUUAUAUCAUGUACUCUCUGACGAAGAUACACGCAGCUUCCUUUUCCGAUUUUCCAAAGUAGAAAUCGUAGCCAUCUCCGCUUCCUUCAUCUUGAAGACUUUUUUCCGGAUUGAUCCUGUUUGAAAAGUAGAGAGGAUCUGGGCUCUAAUGUUCUUCGGCAACACUUUUAGAGCAACCUUGGCAUUCAAAGAACUUGAUGAUAACGUGAAUAAAUUCGUUGUGAAUGGCCUUUGAUUCUCAUUAACUCUGAUGGGAAAAGUAUAUGAAAGAGACUUGACUAGAAAUUGUCACCUGUUUUCCAGCCAAGGUGAGUUUUUCCUUUGUUCAUAUAUUUCAGCUGGCUGUGUUGCAAGGAAUAUUGCAUCAAAUAAUCGCUUUCGUUUCACCACCGUACGUUGAAAGGGUCAUGCAAUCAACAAGUUAUAUAGCAAUAAUUUUGCAAAACGGACAGCGUUUUAAAAGUUGUGCACAUUAGUUAAGCACGGCUGCUCUCUAUUAGACAAAAGUCUUUAAACUUAAUCUUAUUUGAGCAGCAGAGAUCUUAAAGGCGGAAAAAUCAUUGCGAAGUUCCGUUUCGUAACAGGCCUUGUUUUGUAGAGAAUGUUUGUUUAUCGCUGUUCACGUGUGUUCAGCUUGGAUGAAUCAUUCUAAAAUUAUUUAAGCUUAUAUUGCAUUUGAUCUAUUUCCCCGUAACAUAAAGGUCAAUGUGUUAAAACAUGCCGUUUAAAAAUAUAGGUACAGAGAAACCCCACAUGCAGUUGACCUGACCCGAAAUCGGAUUACGAUCGAGUUGCAGGCAAUUUGAGCUACAAGGUAGGCGAUAGAUAUAAUGCACAAAUGUAAUCGCCAUUUUUCUACUAGGCACCAUCACUCCCAGAAAUAAAAGACAGAUGAAUUUUUUAAUUCUUCACGUUGAUAUUGUUUGUAUUGUUCUUUUGAUCGUGUGAUCAGUUUAUACUCUGCCUUCAUACUGCAUGCCCAAUAAUAUAAGAAACGAGAACUUAAAGAGUGAGAAGAGGCGUUGACAAUGUACAUUCCUUACCAACUAAUUUUUCUGCCCUGCAUAACAGCAAGCAGCCGCAGCAGUAACAACAAUAACAACAACAACAGCACAAUGGCAAAAUUCAUGAUAAAUACACAUUUAGUUUAUUUUAAUUUAUAACAACAACAACAACAACAACUCAGGUUUAGCAUAUAUAUCUUCCAUGAGAAUGAGAAGAAUGCAGACAGCUUUUUGGGGGGCGGGGGUCAUCAGAAAGGGGAUAGUUACCUUCGUUAUUAUGAGUCCAAAAUAGUAAGUUUCAAUGUACAGUUGAACGUUCCAGCAUGUCAAGAGUUUAAGGAAAGUAAAAGCAAAAGUUAAUUAACUUGCUGAGGAAAAACAAACUGGUCAUUGUGGGUGGCCAUAAAAGACAGGUGGAAUUCAAUCAUAUACCCUAAAAUUCCAAAAAUAAGCCCCAGGGCUUAAAUUUUUCAAUGCCAUUUUUGAGGGGCUUAUUUUUGGCGGGGCUUAUAUAGGGAGGGGCUUAUCUACGGAGGGAAAUUUGCGUUUCAAAAUCGAUUGGGCGAGCCUUAUAGUUGGAAGUAAAUUUACCGUUUUUGCUUUGUUUUACUUUGUAUUUAAGGGCAAUUUUCCAAGUACAAGCCCCCAGGGGGCUUAUAUUUGGAGGGGCGAUUUAACGGAGGGUUUUUUGGGUUACUAGUUUGGGGGGCUUAUACAUGGAGGGGCUUAUUUUUGGAAUUUUACAGUAAAUUACUAUAUUGUAUUAAGAAAAGUGCAGUUUGAAAGGAGAUAUAUUUAGUAAUAUCAAGGGACCUUUUUGAAGUGUUAUAGGAACAUGAAAUAUAAGAAAAGCAACUUUCAGAGGAAGUAAGAGCUUAUUUCAAGUAAUAUUAAAAAUGAUAAUGGAAAAAGUAAUGAUAAUAAAUUCAGAGUUUUAAUAUUAAAAGUUGCGACUUGCGUACCAGCACCCCUGUACUCUGUCAGCACAGUACAGCUCAUGUCUUCAAGCUAAGUAGAAAGCUAACUCUCAAAACAACUUUCCAACUUUGUUAGUGGACACCCUUCUACUUUAAAAAUAGGGAAAACCCUGUAUGAAAUAGUCAUAAUGAUGAUAUUAAGAGUAAUUUACAAUCACACUGGUUAUAGCUUGGAGAUUGAAAGGGGUGAGGACAAAACAUGGACCAGGGGUCCAUGGACCCUCACUUUGGACCGGGUCCAUGGACCCCCUGUCAUGGACCGGGUCCAUGGACAGUUUUUUUAAUAAUGAGAAAUGAACAAAAACAGAAAUAGUGCAAAAAUAAGGUUAAAAAAUAACAACAACAACAAACAAUGCUUGAUUGAUCAGUAAUGUUUAAUUGUGCUUACAUAGUGUAAAACAGGGGGGGGGGGGUUCGGUACCUCGUGCCAAAAUGCUGCUUGUUCCAAUGAAUUGUUUUCUCUGAUGGGUAGAUUAUGCUUCAGAGGAAAACCUUUUGACUGAGCAAAUGUGAAUUUUUGCUGCUUAUUUCAUACUGAGAGGUCGUGACACACAUUGAUUUUCUACCUCUUUUAAAAUGUAAAGCUGUUCAUUGCGGCUGAUUAAAAGGGUUUUAGGUUGUUUAAUUUCUCCAAAGUGCAUCCUGGAUCUGAAUAAUUCUAAGCCACUUUCUUUUUGUCCAUGAAUGUCACUUUUUCCUGCAAUGUUUUGUUACGCUGGGCCCAGCUCCUUAGCGCGCUGUAGCAGGACGAUUAUAAAUUCUCAUGGAUUGUGAUUUACAGAUCCAGAUCUCGAAGAAGAAGAAGUGGCAUGGACUCCCGGGGGGGGUACUCCCAUACAUUACCUAUACGGGUAUGUGCCGCCCAAAGGGGUCGUGAUUUUGAAGCUUUUGAUUUAGAACGGGGUAUCCAUUUCAGAGGCGUUUUCUAGAACGGGGUAUAAUAUUUCGAACGCACGAAAGCUCCACUUUUGUAAGCAGCCUUUUGAAAGUGUUCAAGGACAGAUUGCUUUUAAAAAUAUGGUUCAAUGCGUUAACAAGCAAACCGUUGUACUCUUGUUGCACCCUAGAACGGAGUAUGAAGAAUUGGCCCAUUUCUAGAACGGGGUAUCAGUUUUAGGGCGAAUUCUAGAACGGGGUAUAAAAAAAUUGGCCCAUUUCUACUACGGGGUAUCAAUUUUAGGGGAAAAUUUUUCUAGAACGGGGUGCCAAUUUGGAGUCCCGGGCGGCACAUACCCACCCAAAAAAUACCCAAGUGCCCCCCCCGGGCAUGGACUGUAGCUUAAACUGAAGCUACAUCAACUAUCAGAGACUAUGGAGAAUUGCGAUGUGACUCAGUCAUGAUUGCUCUAAAAGCAAUGAAUUCUUAACUCCAGCUUGUUUUUCUAAGGGUGAUCAAUGCAAAUCUUUGUACUGGAGCGCGUAAUUCCUCUCUUAGUGAUAACUUUUGAAUUAGCUUAAUUUAACAGUCUUGCGUCUGCACAUGUGCGAGCAGAGUGUACGUCAUGUAAGCACAACUGAAUAUUUGUGAUCAAUCAUGAGCACUGAUCUAAUCUGGGUACGAGAUAAGCAUUGAUCAACAGCGUCUCAUCAAAUCUUUUUUUGGCACUAUUGCUGUUUCUGAGUGUCCAUGGACCUGGUGCAAAACCUUCUUAUAAAAAUUCAAAAAUUGUCCAUGGACCUGGUCCAUGACAGGGAGUCCAUGGACCCGGUCCAUAAAAGUGGUCCAUGGACCCGGUCCAAAGAGGGGGUCCAUAGACCCCUGGUCCAUGUUUUGUCCUCACCCGAUUGAAAGUUGCCUGGAUGAAUAUAAUCUAUAAUGGAUACCAGCCCUCAAAUAAAACUUAACUCAAUUUUAUUGUUCAUUAUUGUUGGCUGUUUGCUGUGAUCACUGUGAUCUUUAAAGAAUAAUGUUGUAGUGAUUGUUUGAAAACCAAGCUAAACUGAAAAUGUUAUUUUAACUAGGGUCUCUGAAUAAUUUAAAAGAUGAAAAGGACAAAUACAGUACCAUCACCUGGUGCAAAGAAGGUUAACCAAGCAACAUCAAAUGAUACAACCCCAAAGGGGAGAUACAAGUCGGUCAUUUUUCCUUCAAGACAUGGAGCAUCUCCUUCCAACUCUAAGCUACCAGCAGGAUACCUACGUACAUUUGGACUUGCAAGCACGCGUUCAUCAUCACUACCUGGUAGGUUACUGACCUUUUACUGUAGUAGUACUUUAAGAGUAUACAUGACAGAAUUUUUUGUCAUGAUUUGCUAAAACAGAAUCUACACAGUGUCCUGAGAAGGAUAACAAAGAAGUUUUGUGAUACUGAUUUUUCUUUCCCACGUUUUGAGUAUCAAAAUACUUGUAUUCAGAUCCCUAUCAGGACAAUGUUCAGGAUCUAUUAAGAGAAAUCAGUGAAUCGCCGUUCUAUGGAUACGUGCUUAAGAUGGUCACCCAUAUAUGAUGGACAGUUUUGUUUGUCUGACAAAAAGCUCAUGUCUUUUUUGUAAAAUUUACCCGCUUAAUGUCAAAUAUAGACACCUGUUAAUAGGGACAACGCAGAUACUUUUCUUUGUCCUGAAUCACACUCUCAUAUAUUGUCAACCCCACUUUACAGACACUGCGGUUUGUUUAUAGUGAAAAGUGUACUUCGCAUAUCCAGCUAGUUUACAGACACCUCCCCCCCCCAAAUAAUUAGAAGCAAAUAAUUCAAAUAUAACCUAACAAGAUUUAAAAAAUUCCAACUGGCAGGACGUAACCAGUUGGAUAUUUACAAACAUGUUCUGUGAUUGACCUCGGGACAACCAAGAAUGAGUCCAGCAAGUGGCCAGAGCGGGACUCGGACCCUGGACCACCGGAGUCCGACACGCUGACCACUCUGGUCCACACUGCCUCCUUCAACUCAAUUCAUUUACUAUCUUGUCCUGGUUAUUCAAAAGUUGGAUAGCGCUAUCCACCAGAUAAAUCACUAUCCAGCAGAUAAGUAUUAUAUAUGGAAACCCAAUUGCGGUAUCCAAUAAAUAGCAAUUUAUCUGGUGAACAGCAUUAUUCACCUUUUGAACAACUGUGGCCUGAUGUUUUAUUUAUACUUCAGAUGCCUCUAAACACACAGACGACUCCAAUCCACGCACUGAAAUCUCAAAUGAUGACGCUUCCAGUAUAUGGUAAGCUUGAUCUGUUUCAACCACUGGCCUAAGGUGCAGGGGGUAGUUUCAAAGGCUACAUUUAGAGUGUAAACUAUUGAAUCUUGGCUGAAAAGCUUCAGGUGUGGCCCUGUUUCUGUUCUUGCCCUCAGGGGAGUAUGCAUGUAGCAAGCAAUAAAUACAUUGUCAAGCUUUUUUGGGGGUGAGGGGGUGUGCUCCUUGGAGAGAAAUUUUGAACUCAAUGUGCUAAAGUGCUGUUUUCAACCUUCUGGUACCAAAGAAGCAAUUUCCUGGGUACUGUCAUAUUUCAUGAUUAAAAAUUAAAAUCAAUGGAGCGACACAAAACUCACAACAAAGUGCCAGACAUCACCAGACAAUCAUGUACAAUGUAACAUCUGGCAUCUAUGGCUUUAAACAAAUGAAUGAAUAUACAAUAAUUACUGUUUUGACUCACUAUUAACAGUCUAAUUUGUGCAUAGGUCAUUGGAGUGUAAUAGUCUGCCGCCACCACCAACUACACCUCCACCACCUCCUCCACCUCUUGCCGAAGCAACUAAUAGUUCAAAGGAAGAAAACUACUUGGUUCUUUCAGAAUCCCAACUUAAUGUACUGUCACUUAAUUUAUCAGAGAUUGCUGACAAAGUAUCACCAACUAAAUAUGAUCCUGUGAUUGAAAUAGAUGAGGAAACUUUGGAAGUUUUAAUUGGUGAAAAUAUUGAAAACUCAUCUGAAACGUUUGUUUCUAGCAGUGAACAAUCAAUGAGAUUUAAAUCUCCAUAUUCCAGGCAACGGAGAGAUUCUAAGAGUUAUGUUUCAAAACAAAAAAGCUUUACUAGGAGAAGGUCCGGGUCUGGCAGACAUGGCUCAUAUCAAGAAUUGAACAACAGUGGUGACGUUUCUCAUGAUGUGAAUAAUGUUUUGAAUUUCUCAGCUGGUAAUUUUGAAGCAUUUAAACUGGAUAGUGAAAGUGAUUCUGGAUAUAGUUCAUCAAUGUCAACAUCAGUUAGCUUAGGUGAAGAAAUUGACGCUGCCAAGAAACUUAGCACUAGUACUGAUAUUGACGCUGAUGACUUGACUUUUGUUGGAGAUGAUCGUGGUGGAAAAAGUUCUGCAAGUACUCUGGUGAUCAGUGAAUCUACUUCAGGGUCAUUAGACCAUCAAAAUACGGGCAAUGUUGAAGGACAACUGGAUUCAUUAAUUAAUGGAGUGUCAUCGGAAAUUGGCAAUCUUGACUUAACCAAGCAAGUGAGGGAAGAAACAGUUGUUUAUCGUGAGGAACCCAACUUAUCUAACGGUUUAGAGGAACCUUCAACAAGUUUUAUACUGUCACAUAAUGAAAAUGUAACUCCUACAUUUCAUGAACAGGAAAAUGGACUAGAAAAAUCGUCAUUUAAUUUUCAAAAGGAUCCUUUAGAUGGCUCUGCCUUACAAAGUAGGACUAAAACAGGAAAAAGACCUAUGCUUCAACGGAGGAGAACAACUACAAUGUCCUUCCGUCCCCCAAAGCAAGUUACCGUGCAAGAGGGAGAAAGCGGCAUUGUAGAAAUGGAUGAAGCUGGCUUCCUACAACUUUUGACAGAUUUUAAAUCUUUGAAGACUCAGUUACUUAAGUUGAAACGAGAACUCCAGGAGGUAAGGUCAUCAAAAAAAAUUUGAGUUUUCCUGUUCAAUCACAAACAACAACAGAGGGUGAACAGUGACAACAGUGCACGCAGCUCUUAAAACAGAAUCAACCAAUGGCAGAGUCGCAAAUUGAGCACCAGAAAUCACAUUCAGUUCUUUCUGGGCACUUUGGCUUUCUCAUUUUGACGUUGCAUUGUCUUCCCUGAAUCAUUCUUGGCUAAGUAUAGGGUCCUGAGGAACUGACCCACCCUUUCCUUGACCCAACUUUAAUAUCAACUUCACAUUAAGAGGAAAAUGCAUGAUAAGGGGAGCGGUAGGUGGGCAGUUUUCCAGAAUACUGUAUUAUACAGAUCCACAUUCUCAAGCAUCUCAGAAAAAGGUUCAAGAAAUGUGUUCUUCCAGAAAACAAUGAAGCUCCCUCACACUUGGAGUACCAGUUUGGGAGGUGUCUUGAGUCCUAAAUUUACUAGAAAAUAUAGGAGAAUCAAAGAUUGGAAAAAUUAAUCUACUAUAAGUUCUUUAAACAUAUGCCAAACUGUGAAUUAAUCUGCUCUCUGUUUCAAAACAUUGCUUUUUUCUUAACUAUCAGCCAAAGAUUAAAGAGAGUGCUUGUCAACUUAGAAGCCACUUGAACUGGCAGAACUGCCUCCAUUUUUAUUUAAUUUUACAUAAAACAAAAACUUUUGUAGUUAAGACACAAAGUGACUAUCUUUUCUUGACUGUCCACAAUUCAUUUAUUUUCUACAAAAAUUAAUACGGCCCAGGUCCCUUGUAGUGGAAAAAAGCACUUUAAUCUAGUAUCUCAAUCUAUUUAAUCUUUAAUAUCUCUUGUGCACCCCACCGCAGAAAAGGAAAAUUGGUUCAAGUUUGUAAGAGGGUCUAGUUAUUGCAUGCAGCCAAUCUGAACACACCUCAUCUAACCUAAGAUCAGGCCCAAUUUUAGUGGUUCUCAUACAUUCUCUCUAACGGCUACCACUAAACUUGGGCUAUUUUGGUUUUGCCUUGCCUGCUGGAAUGUUAUUUUCAAAGGAAAACGAAAAUAGAGCCUGAUCUCAGGUUACACCUCAUUCAAUUUAAACUACAAACAACAUGCAGCCACACCCCACAUAAUAAUCAAACACUUGCAAUCACUGCCUGGUUUGGAAAUAUUAUGAAAAUCCUUUAGCUCACCAUAUUGAUAAAGUUAAUAAAUAGAGAAUCAUUGUGCGCCUUUUUUAAAAAAAAAAUGUUACAAAGAGGUAUACAUCGCCUCAUGUAAGGUAACCAAAGACAGUCUUGGAUCAUGGACUCCUCGCUUUGGAUUCCAGAUUCCUUCAUUCCUAAGCCCAGGAUUCCAGAUUCCACAAGCAAAAAUUUCUGGGAUUCCAGAUUCCUGAUUAUCUUACAUGGGGUGAUAUGAAAGUCACAUUGUACAACUGAUCAUAUUGUUCUAGGCUGAUGUUGUAUCACCAUUGAUGCACUCUCACUCUGGUGUCCCAAGAAGAGGAUCAUUUUCUUCAGAUACUGACACAAACAACAAAAUCCCACUACAUAGAAAGGUACGUAAUCACAUAAAUUUCAGUAGAGUGCCUAACAAGUUUUCAGAGAGACAAAAGUUGGCACUUCCUUAUCUUCGUGUUAUUGAGAACUUUAAGGUCAAAUUGUCCAGCCAGUUUUUCCUUAGGCUCGAAAAAUGAUUACAUUUCUGCUUAUGACUUACAAAGAACUUUGUCCAUAGCUUUGUUUCUAUAGUAAGCGUAUCUUGUUUGUAAUCUCAAAGAAAAUCAAUGCCAUAAUGUUGAAUCCAACUGUUCUGUAAAAUAAAGUAAAAUAGGAAAACAUAGUCUAUUUCCUCUGCUUUCCAAAAAAACCCAGUUUUUGGCCCUUCAGAACAAGAAAAAAUAUUGAUUAGUCUGAGUCCUUUACAUUGAUAUUUGCCCUCACAACUCGGUGAGGACCCAGUUUUUUUAGAAUUUGGCAAACCCUGAGGGACUUGGUUGGAGAGUAUCAAAAUGGAGGAUAAAAGUAUUGAGAUUUAAAACUAACACUAUCUGUUGGGAGGGGUACUCUUCAAAUGCAUCAUUAUGGUGACAAUUUCAUAGGCUCAAUUUACAUGCGCUUUUCAGGAAAUGUGCCCACCCUUACCCCCGCGGCUGGAGAGAAAAAUAUCCGCGGAGUAUGGUCGUUUUGCUGCAUAAUGAAGUCAUUUCGCCAUCAUAAAGUUGAUUCGCUGCAACCAACUUUUCAUAUUAAACAGUUUAAAACAAUUUAGAAUGAACUGCAAACGAGUUAAGUUAGCGAAAUGACUUUACAACUUUGCAGCGAAUUGACUUCAGUAUGCAGCAAAACGACUUGUAGCGAAACGACUAUACUCCACGGAAAUCGGGCCUCUUAAGGUUAUGGUGCUUGGAGUGUAUUGUGUUGGCUGAUUUUUGCCCUUUAUCAACAGAGAAUGUUGCAAAGAACGAUGACAAUGGAUUCUGUAACAAUGAGGGAGAGACUCCAUAGAACAUCCUCCUCCUCUUCUUCAGGGGGGAGAUCAGGGAGCCUGAGUGAGAUCACAGGGAGCCUGAGUGAGAUCACAGAGACCCCAUCUGAAUCAGCCAGGGUGCCAAAGCCAAGUGCAGGAAAUGAGGAGGAAAUAAAGAACCUACAUCAAGAACUAGAAGAAGUCAAGGAAAAACUCACAGAAAUAACCGAGGUACUGAGUUGAGUAGUCUGCCACACAGCCGUUUUUAGUGUCGUCACGCAACGCUCCUCGAGCGUUGCGUGACAACACUAAAAACGGCUGUGUAGCAGACUGUGAGUUAAGUUGUGUUUUAGGGGAGUUGUUGUUAGAUGUUUGAUGGCAGAUGUAUCGAAAGAAGAGUGUUUUGUUUGCCCCCCACCAACCCUUCAACCCCACCCCUCCGGAAAAGAUGAGGAAUGCAAUGUAAAAUGGGUGAUGGUUUAGCUACUUCUAAAAGAUGCAAUGAUCCCGGGUUCCCUUAGUCUCCUUCGAAUUCACGGCCUUACCAGCUUUUGAUAAAUGUUGCUAAGCUAAGCCUAAUAGUGAAGUGCAAGAGGCAAAGUUGUAUUUCAUGGUAAAUUCAUGUAAGAUUUUAGAUCAUGGCUAUUGUCUUCUCGCGCAUAAAAUGAUUUUUUCCAUUGUUCAUUGGUGGUCGUGAAGUAUCAGCAUGUUAUGAGGUUAGAAAUCAGAAUCAGAAUCCUACGAACAUACGGCGUGCAAAGAUUAAAUGUGGUUCAACGACGGACAAAUUUCGGAGAUGCCUGCCAGUCGAUUCCUUCGAAAACAGACAAAUUGUUGUUGUUAACAACAGACAAAUUCUGUUUAUCAGAAUAUUUGUAAUAGGUUUGAAAACUCUAGUUUCCCUCCAAGCCGCUAUUGGUGUCGUUACGAAACGCUCCUUCCCAAGAACUGUAUGAUCGUUGCGUGUUGACACUGAAAACAGCUAAGAGGGAGAGACAACCAAAGGUCUUUUUUUUUCUUACGGCAGGAAAGAAACUCACUGAUCAUAGCUCGAGAGGAACUUGAACAUGAACUUGACAGCAAAAAUCACACCAUCAGAAUGCUGCAGAAACAACUGGUGAGUGAGUUGUUGUCUAUACUAAUUAAAUUAAACAUGCAAUUUGAAUUUUAAAAAAAUAGUACCAAAAUACUAAACAGCACAGAAAACCUCGGUUAUUUGUUUGUGCCUAUGGAAGUUAAGUUGACAAGAGAUUUUUUUAUGUUUGAUAAAUAAAUAAAUAUUCACCGCCACCUCAGUUAGUCAGCUACUGAAUUUGUGCUGCAUUUUCAGGAGUCCCAGACAGACAGUCAAGAUGAAAUGGCGUACCUGAAAAGACAAGUGAAAUCUCUGACCAAUCAAAUACAACAGCAGCAACAGAAGAUCACGGAGCUAAGAUAUCGAGCUACCAGCCCUGGAGCAGUUCCUAUGGGAGCGGUAAGGGAGAUAUUUGAAGAUGGCUUUUCAACUGCCGACCUAAACCGUCCCAGAAAACUUAGUCUUGUGCGUUUCGCGUAAUUACUUAAGGAUAAAGAGGGACUGCUCGAAGUCUACAGUUUACCCCCUGUAGAAUGAAAUCUCAACAAUUCACUGCCUCCUCCUUACAGAAAAAAUCGCAGAAGGGCCCUUUCUCCAAUUUGUUAUGAAGAGGGAGGGGAGGGGGCGACUGUAGACAGGCUAAGGAACGAGCUUCGAUCGUAUGACGUGCUUCCGGUUGGGCGGUCUGUUUGCCCUAAUAUUUUCCCGCCAAAAGUUUUGGGCUGCACCAGAACCAAAAGUAAUAGCUAUAUCGCGUUAAUGCGUUCAGAGUAUGGUGUCUGCUCUUCUAUAAUGUAUGCAUUAUAAGUAAAAGUUCACAAUACUUUUGUUGACUUGAGUAUGACGCGUUUUUUUCUUUAGCGGGGUCGGGGGGGAUCUCAAAUCUCCUUUCCCCUAACCCCUGAGGAAGACCUGAUAUUGGGGAGAAGUGAUGAUUUCAAAACAACAAAAUUUGUGAAAUUAUGCGUUAUAACCCAAACUAUCCCAUAGUUUCACAAAUUUGAAUUUUUGUGACGUCACACUUCUCGUUUCUGUUUACCCAUGUCUUUGCACUUAGGGGAUUUAUUUGCACUUGUAUUCACAGGGCCGUACAUAGCGGGGAUGUCUUUGCCCCCGCCAGGAAAAAAAACUUAGUGUCUGAUUUUGCUGGGCUGUUUCUUGUAGCUAUAUUGGUCCGAAAUCUCACGAAAACCGAGUUUGCCCCCGCAGACAAAAAAUCCUAGGUACGGCCCUGAUUCACCUGAAGAAAACAAAGCUCAUACAGUAAAUAUACAAAUUGCACUAACAUAGUAUUUUAUUGAUGACAGAUUUCUACCUCUUUUCAGCACAAAAAGGAAGCUGUUAAAGCCGAUAUCAGGUUUGUGUGUAAAUUCACUUUUGAGAAUAAAAAUGAAUUGGUGUUCAUUUGUCAAAAUUCUUUCCAUUUCUUUUUCUUUUUAGAAAUCGUUUAAGGGAUGCCUUUGUAAAGCAUUUAGGGGAGUCGUCAAAGGUUUGUACACAACUGGCAUUUGUGAACUGUUUUUUCUUAAUUUUCAGUCUUGAGUCUAUUUUGCCUAGCGCGCGUGUGGAGAUAAAACCCGCGGGGGUUCUCGCGGUCCUGUCGAAUUGUCGAAGGGAAAAAACACGUCAGUGUGGACAGGCUAGAGUAAAAUGAAAUAAUCAGUGAAUGUUAAAGCACUCAGAGCGAGUUUGGAAUGAUCGAUGAUUCAAACAAGAGUUUGCAGCCUGCUCUAGGCUCUUUGAAAUUAUGAAUUACGCUACGAUUAGUAUCUAUGAUUUUUCUUGGAGAUAAUUGUGCAAGCGCAAUAUUAAUUCCCUUGUUAAAACGAAUAACGGUUUUGCCAGGCGCAAAAAUUAGUUUCCGCCAAAAAAUAUCAACAAGAAAAAUUGCCUAGUAUCCGGAGAGUUUAACUCCCUCCAAAUGGGGGGAAAGGAAAAAGGUGAGAGCAAGACUUCAGCAGGUUGUGAAAGAAAGAACUUUUCUCGUUAUCUAAUUCACAAUUCGUCUCUAAAUUCUUGUAAUCUCGCCUUGUUGUGUGUCAUCCUCAAAUUGUUAGUUCAACGUAAUGUAGUAUGAACUGGAAAUCUCUAUUGGUCAGUUGGUCAUCGUCACUUAUGUCACAAACGCCAGCCACGUCAAACACUUACAUCCUCCAUUUAUCAUAUAACAAGUUGUAUUCAUGUUACAUCCUAUUUUCAGAGCAACGUUCAGCUGAGCAAAUACAUCCAGAGAGCGGAGCAGAACAUCAGCAUGGCACAGAAAGGUCUUAGCUCGUUAUAUUCAUCACCUCACGCCAGCACAGAGCAUCUACCGAAAGGUGGCCUUCACUUCACUGCACUUCAUUCCUCACUCAUUCAUCUGUUUGUCCCACAAGUACUGUUCUUUGCACAACACUCACGAUUCAGUUUUCUCUAAAGUAGCUCUAGUUUUGAAAUUAGUCCUUGAAAUUUGUCACUCAGUGUUUUCUCAGUGCGUGAGAAGCGCAGACUGGUCACUAUUACGUGCCUAGACAAAAACAUUCAAUGUACUUAACAGCAAUAUCUAGGGGGCCUUUAAUAGGGAGUAAUACAAUACUGAAGUGUACCCAGUCAAGGCACUUGCACCACAUAGUAGCCCAUAACCUGGGGCGUCUAACUGGCAUGUAUUCGAGACUUGCUGUUUUUACAGAGCUGUUUAUUUUAAGAUCGAUUUUGUAGUGAGUCAAGUCUAUCGUAGGAGUCUCUUGAACGAGUCGGCGAAUGACACAGAUCGGGAAAGAAGUAUCUUUUGACAUUUUUAUAGCAUUUUGUUCAGUUCUCGUGUCUUGUUUGACAUAUUCUGCUGCUGAAGAUUUCCACUUACACUUGUAGAGGGGAAAUGUGUCUCAAAAUAAACUGGUCUACGAAAAUGCCGUGUUGGCAUUUGCGCUCUCCGGGCUAUGGGUUCCUUUGCGGUGUUAUUGACGAAACAUCGUUCUUUUCUCCACAGUGCGGUUCAUGUUUGAUUCUCAGUAGUAAAGUCUAGUUGGUAUCAGAUGCCUCGCAUAUCAGUCUUCACAUGACAUUCUCACUAUCACCUCACUUAUACAACAUUAUCUCCUUGGACUUGAUUGACGCAUCCCUGUAUCGAAGCAUAUUUCUCUUUUUCUGCACCGACUAUUUGCUGUAUUUGAAUUGCCGGUGAGUUUUGUUAAUGUUAAUCUGUUUUGCAGACAAGUCGUUCCAGAGAUCCGACUCACAAUCCAGCGUUGAAAGAAAUCAAGAGGACUCAGAUGGGAGAGAAUAUGAGUCAGAUUCGUCCCGGUGUAGCAGAAGGAGAAUCGCUUCCUCUCGCGCGAACAGAAACAACGACGACUCCGGUUCGGAGUCAGGAAAAUCGAUAAGAAGUCGCCCCGAGUCUCCUAGAACUUUUAAAAGUCAAGACGAAUCCGAUGGAAGAGCUUCGGAUUCCGACACGGGAAACUCGAGGAGUAGACGCAUCACUUCUUUUGAAAACAGCGCUGAAAAGAAUGAACGGAAAGACUCAGAGCCAGACCUGGUUAAAACAGAAGGACAGUCGGAGGACUCACUGAGUGUGAAUAAACCUCCGCGUGUUAGGAAAUUAUCCCGGAACAAACUAAUGAACAAAAUAGAGGCGUCACCAUUAUCGCACUCAUGGACUCCCGGUGCUAUUGAAAAGAUUGUUAAGUCGUGGAGAGAGACAAAGUCGCCUGUUUCACAGGAGAAGAGCAAAGAAGAGGAGAAAGCACUUAAACCAGUAUCCCAUGUACAGUUUUUCUAAUAAUCUGCUUUUAAAGUUCUGUACAUACUAGGCGACAUGUGGCUGCAACACUUCGCGGUGACAAAUCACUCUGUGUGUACAGGUCUGGCGAUAAGUUGCUGCAACCAACCGGGAUACGUUGCAGCGACAAACGCCUCGUGUGUACUGGAG